GUUACUAUUCCAACUGAUAAGAAAGCAUAUCGACGUCACAAAGUCCCUAAAAUUCGAGAAACCAAGGAGCAACAUGAUUAUUGUUUUCUUUUGUAUUUUCUUAUGUGUUCUUACGGAAAACAAUGUGUAUGGAUAUUUCAGAUCGGAAAACGGAAACACCGAAGCCACAAUAGCAUUCAAGGAAGAAAUUGUUUCAGUCCAGCAAGAACAAAUCAAUUUUCUUAUGACAAAAGUUUCUGAAUUAUCGGAUGUUGUUCAACAUCAGAAGUUGGAAAUGACUAUUUUGAAAAAAGAAAAAGAAAAUCUGGUUAAUGCUUUGUCAGACAUUAAGGUAAUGCAGGCAUUGAUUUUAAGUACAUGUAAACUAGAUCACGGUGAGCGUUUGAAGUUCGAAAGUGAAAACAAACAUGACAGUAGUGCUUCCUUAGAAUUGCAGUAUCCCGAUCUUGUCGCAGAAACCUUGGAUUUUCAUAGCAGGAAAGAAAGGUUACUUUUAUCACAACCUCCAACCCAUACGAACCCUACAAGUGGAAACGUCAUAGCUUUUUAUGCCUACAUGUCUGGUGACUUUGUGAAUCCUGGCGCCUCUCGCACUUUGAUAUUCGACAAAAUAAUCACAAAUGCUGGAAACGGUUACCACAACGCCACUGGGGCUUUCGUUGUGCCCAAAACUGGGUAUUACGUGUUCAGUUGGUCCAUGCGUUUAGUCAACGGUGAAUAUCAUCGGGCGGAACUUGUCCACAAUCACAACGUGAUGGGCGUGGCUUAUCUCUACGCUCCGACGGGAGACCACACGGUCAGUAACACUAUAGUCAUCCACGUUAACCAAGGCGAUGAUGUUUUCAUUAGAACCCAAUCUGGAGCAAAUUCAGGGGACGUUGAAAGCGGUACUGGUGGACGGACAGAAUUCUCGGGCUGGAAAUUAAACUAAUCAUGAUUCUUUGCAAUGUAUUUGACAAGCACGUAUGCUACGGGUUAAACUUUACAUGGGCAGUUCACAUGGCAUUGUUAUAUACAUUGAAUAAAAAUGUUUUAAGUC
This is a messenger RNA of Ostrea edulis (European flat oyster), 1039 nucleotides long. RefSeq lists its product as uncharacterized. The record is from RefSeq and is a predicted model, not a curated record. Bases 74 to 931 code for a protein of 285 amino acids. NCBI's taxonomy places the organism in Eukaryota, Metazoa, Mollusca, Bivalvia, Ostreida, Ostreidae. Gene Ontology annotation, molecular function: protein binding. The transcript is spliced from 2 exons.